Messenger RNA from Ictalurus punctatus (channel catfish), 1781 nucleotides. It is a transcript of the gene toe1, whose product is annotated as target of EGR1, exonuclease. Gene Ontology annotation, cellular component: cytoplasm; Cajal body. Lineage: Eukaryota; Metazoa; Chordata; Actinopteri; Siluriformes; Ictaluridae. The record is from RefSeq and is a predicted model, not a curated record. Bases 213 to 1685 code for a protein of 490 amino acids. Gene Ontology annotation, biological process: snRNA 3'-end processing. Gene Ontology annotation, molecular function: metal ion binding; snRNA binding; 3'-5'-RNA exonuclease activity. The transcript has 7 exons.
AAAACGACCAAACAAACGAAACUCACAUGGAGACAACGCGUGGAGGCGGUUAUUAGUUGUUGUUGGUUUAUUAUUUUUUUUAAACCUCUGAAUAAGAUUUAAGUGAAAAUAAGUAAUUAUAAUCCUAAAAUGCGCCAAGGUGUUGAAAUUAAUAAUAAUAAACAAAUCACUCUAGUGUCUGUGCUGUAUUAGUUUUCAUGAAUAAGCAGUAAAUGAUGAGCUCCUCACUGGUUGUUCCUGUUGUAGAUGUUCAGAGUAAUAACUUUAAAGAAUUAUGGCCUGCUAUGGUGCUCGCCUUUAAAACAGCCUCAUUUAUCGCCCUGGACACGGAGCUCAGCGGUCUUGGAGCGAGGAAAGCUCUUCUAGCAGAGUCGAUUGAGGAUCGUUAUAAAGCGAUAUGCAACGCAGCCCGGACUCGCUCCAUCCUGUCCCUGGGACUCGCCUGUUACAAGAAACUGGAAGGCAAAGCGGAGAGUACGUACCUGGUUCAGGUGUACAACCUGACGCUGCUGUGUGCGGAGGAGUACGUCAUCGAGCCGCAGUCGGUGCAGUUCCUCGUUCAGCACGGCUUCGACUUCAACAAGCAGUACGCUCAGGGCGUUCCCUACGACAAGGGCAACGAUAAGGGUGGAGAACCUCAGGGUGUGAACAUGCGUACGUUGUUCGUGGAGCUCCUGAGGGCCAACAAGCCUCUGGUGCUCCAUAACGGCCUGAUCGACCUGAUCUUCCUGUACCAGUGCUUCUACGCUCACCUGCCCGACAAACUGGGAACCUUCACCGCCGACCUGUCGCAGAUGUUCCCCGCCGCCAUUUACGACACCAAAUACGCCACCGAGUACCAACUCCGCUUCACCGCGUCCUACCUGGAGUACGCAUACAAGAAGUGUAAACUGGACAACAGCAGAUCCGUCGAGGCGGCUCAGGACGGACCUCACGUGUUUCUGGAGUUCUGUAAUUACACCGGCCGAGUGCGGAGCUACGUGGACUACAGGCCUUGCGUGGACAGCCACGGCCGUGACGGACCUCUGAACAUCUGCCUUCAGUUCUCGGCGUACGGAUGGUGCUCCAAUGGCUCUCGCUGCCCCAUGUCACAUGACACAGACCUCAUCAUCCAGCAAGACGAGAAAAGCAAAGAGGGCAAGCGGAAAAAAAGGAAGCGCAUCAGGAAGAAGAAGAAGGCUGCGAAGGAGGAGGAAGACGAGGAGGAAGAAGACGGGCCGCCGCAGGGGAAGAAGGCUCACGUGGAGGAUAUGGAUGAGGACGGUGAAGAGAAAGAGGAACAGAGGGUAGACGAAAAGGUGCGCGGGGAAUUUACGGCACACGCCGAAGAGACGCCGAGCGGCGAAACCUCACCCGGAGAGCCUCGGAACGAAAGCGACGCUCCUCGGACGCCUGCCGCGAGAAACGAAAGUCCGCAAGCCGGCGAGAGGAAGGCGGAAGGAGGAACGCACCGAGCCGGCUUCGACGCCUUCAUGACCGGAUACGUUUUCGCCUUCGCGAGCACCCAGAACGCCGAAGGACCGGACUCCUGGAUUCCCGCGUGCGCCAACAAGCUGUAUCUGAGCGGCAAGAGCGUGCCGCUUCACGUAGCCAAAAGCACCUUCUCGAAGUCCUCCAAAGCUCACGUGACCAAGAUGGAGCACGUCUGGAGAAAACCGUUUCCCAAAGCAGACGGGAACGCGUGACGGACGUUUGUGUGGGGGUUUUUUGAUGUGUGAUGAAUAUGAUUUAAUCGAGUCACCUCUAGCGGUGUAAUAAAGCCUUCUACUUUUAUAUAUAUA